Messenger RNA from Aplysia californica (California sea hare), 221 nucleotides. RefSeq lists its product as uncharacterized. The record is from RefSeq and is a predicted model, not a curated record. NCBI's taxonomy places the organism in Eukaryota, Metazoa, Mollusca, Gastropoda, Aplysiida, Aplysiidae.
AGCCCACUGGUCUGUCCAGUACAAAUUCUGCACGCCUGUGUUUGCCGCCAAAAGCGUGUGCCGGCCGGGAGAGAUGGCCGCUGUGGUGGAAACAGACGUAAAAACCUGGGCGCCGUACGUGAGCACACCUCGGUGUGUGUGUGAGGACGGGGGCCAGGUCAAGAUGAUGGGCUGGAGGAGGGAGGGAGGAGUGUGGAAGUACUUCUACUUCUGUGAUAAGG